AUGACAUCAAACAUUGCAGAUUCAUUGAAUGCGGUAAUCAAAGAUGCAAGAGAGCUGCCCAUAGUAGAACUAUUAGAGUACACGAGGACUCUUCUUGAACGUUGGACUAUUGAAAACAUAUUGAAUGCAAAGGGUAUAUUCACAUACCUUGGGAAAAAAUACAACAAAGAGUUGGAGGACAACAUGACAUUAUCGCAAAAGAUGAGAGUGAGGGCUUCAACAAAUUACAUCCAUAAUGUGAUAGAUAGUGUGAAGCGCUUCAUUGUUUGCCUUCAAAACAAGAGAUGUAGUUGUGGACAAUUCCAACUUGAUGAACUUCCUUGUCCACAUGCUUUGGCGGCUUUGAGGCACAAGAACGAGUAUUCUGAAAACUAUAGUUCUCCUUAUUACACGAGGGAGAGCCUUAUGCAGACUUAUGAAAUACCAGUAGACCGCUACUAA
This is a messenger RNA of Nicotiana attenuata, 441 nucleotides long. RefSeq lists its product as uncharacterized. The transcript is spliced from 2 exons. The coding region runs from base 1 to 441 and encodes 146 amino acids. Gene Ontology annotation, molecular function: zinc ion binding. The record is from RefSeq and is a predicted model, not a curated record. NCBI's taxonomy places the organism in Eukaryota, Viridiplantae, Streptophyta, Magnoliopsida, Solanales, Solanaceae.